This is a messenger RNA of Malus domestica (apple), 1110 nucleotides long. RefSeq names its product osmotin-like protein. Lineage: Eukaryota; Viridiplantae; Streptophyta; Magnoliopsida; Rosales; Rosaceae. The record is from RefSeq and is a predicted model, not a curated record. Gene Ontology annotation, cellular component: extracellular region. Gene Ontology annotation, biological process: defense response.
UAAAACCCCGCCCAAAACCCUACUCUCUCCCACACUCAUUUAUCCAGAAAAUCAAGAGAAAUGGCUCCCUCUCGCUCCCUCUCACUCAUCUCCACCACCACUCUCCUGAUCCUCUCCGCCACAUUCCUGAUCCUCUCCACCGUUGCCCACGCCACUAAGCAUCCACAAUCCAUCCUGACUGUCGUCAACAACUGCCCCUUCCCCAUCUGGCCCGCCAUCCAGCCCAACUCCGGCCACCCCGUCCUUCAACGCGGCGGCUUCUUCCUCAAACCCUUCAACCAUCGCUCCUUCCCCGCCCCCAUCCAGCCCUGGUCCGGCCGCAUCUGGGCCCGCACCCAUUGCACCCAAAAGGGACCUCGCCUCUCCUGCCUCACCGGCGACUGCGGCGGCCGUCUCGAGUGCAACGGAGCCGGAGGCGCUGCCCCGUCCACCCUUGUGCAGAUAGACCUCCACCAAGGCGGCCCCCGCGACCUAUUCUCCUACGGCGUCAGCCUCGUCGACGGCUUCAACGUCCCCAUGACCGUCACCCCUCACAAGGGCCAAGGCCGGUGCCCCGUCGUCGGUUGCAAGGCCGACCUUCUCGCCACGUGUCCCGAUCGACUGAAGGUGAAGUCACCGAAGGGCGUCGUGGCGUGCAAGAGCGGGUGCGAGGCGUUCGGCACGGACAAGCUGUGCUGUCGGAACCACUACAACAGCCCCCAGACUUGUCGGGCUUCGAGCUACUCGCAGUUCUUCAAGCACGCGUGUCCCACCACCUUCACGUUCGCCUACGACAGCCCUCCGCUCAUGCACCAGUGCUCGUCGCCACGCGAGCUCAAGGUCCUCUUCUGUCCCUAGACAGUGAGACGUAUGGUUCCAGCUUCCAACUGGUUUAACACUUCAACGUGCAGUUGAGUCGCUGUUCUCGUUUUUAAUUACAAUAAAAAAUAAUGUGUGUUUACAGGGGGAAAUAUUAAAGAAAAUAAAAGGAUCAAAACAGGUCUGGUUAACUAAUGUGUGUUUACGGGGGUACCCCGGAAAAAAAUUUGUGUAGUAUGGGGGUGUGGAUGGUUUGUUUGUGUAAUUUGUGUAAUGUUUUACGUAAUGGAAGUGUUUUAAGCAUAACAUAAA